Molecule: messenger RNA, 1288 nt
Organism: Onychostoma macrolepis
Lineage: Eukaryota; Metazoa; Chordata; Actinopteri; Cypriniformes; Cyprinidae
Gene: rnasel2
Product: ribonuclease like 2
Exons: 2
Coding region: 176-622 (148 amino acids)
Biological process (GO): defense response to Gram-negative bacterium; angiogenesis; defense response to Gram-positive bacterium
Molecular function (GO): nucleic acid binding; RNA nuclease activity
Source: RefSeq, a predicted model, not a curated record
GACUGGCUCUCUGUAUCAGCUUGAUCAUUCUCCAGGGAUCCUGCGCUGCGACUGCUCCACACCACAGUUGAUGACUGCUAGCAUCGAGACUAUCUGAACAACUUAAUGCAAAGCCUCCAGGCAAAAGAAGGCAACUGUUAGAACAACGUAUUCAUUUACUUAGAACAACAAGGUCAUGGAGAUCCAUCCGUCUGCUGUGAUUCUGCUGCUGGUCUUGGCUGCUUCUUUCACUGUUUAUGGUCAACCAGAUGAUAUAAAGCCCCGUUAUCAAAAAUUCCUCAAUCAACAUUUGGGUCCUCAUGUGAGCGCGCAAGCUUGUGACAAAGAAAUCAGAAAGAGAGACAUCACUGCCUCUGGAACUGCAAAUGCCUGCAAAGAAGUCAAUACAUUCAUACAAGCAAAUAAAAAUGAUAUUAAAGCAGUUUGUGGCAGAGGAGGAACUCCAAAGGGCAAUAAUCUGUUUAAGAGCAAUCAGCCUUUUCCUUUGGUCACGUGUAAAUUACAAAGUGGGCAGAGACACCCAAAUUGUAAAUAUAGAGGGAAGAAGUCCACACGUUACAUUGUUUUGGGGUGUGAUCGAGAAUGGCCUGUACAUUAUGAUGAGGGCAUAAUUAAUGUAUAGACGAUAGGCUGAAUAGAGCCUGACAAAACUUUACAAUAUUUUGCUAAUCAUUUGUUCACCUCUUCUUUUCUGUCUUUUUCUGUAAAAAAAAAGUGCAGUGGCUUUUAACUUUUUUUUUUUUUUUUUUUCUUCACAUGUGCUGUAAAUUUGGCAACCACUGCUUGAUACAGUCCAAUGUCUACCAGUGAAGCACAGCUGUGAACAUGAACACAGUGGCAAUAGAUUUAUAACAUUGCAUUUUUGUUGUGCUUUAAAAAGCCAAAUUACAAUCUCCAAUUAUAUUUGAGCAAUAUGUUUCUCAAAAAAAAGUCCACCUGAAGUUCAUAUAAAAUUGACCUGUCUGUCAUUAUGAGACUCUGUAGGAUGGAGAAUACUGCCUCACAUAUUGUGGUGCACCAGUCCGUUUUUACAUUCAUUAAGCAUACUAUUAAAAAUACAUUUACAUUUUUUUUCUUUAAUUUAACUUUAAUUAUAUAUUCUUUACAAUCUCUCUGAGAUCUUUACUUCUUCAUGCACAUCUCUGUGUGUAAUAGUGCCUGUCAUGUGCAUGAUUCAGCAAGUCUAGCAAAAUUUUAGUAGUGAAUGUGCAAAAACAGAUGAGGAUAAUAAAGAUGAAGAUGUUGUCCACCUGUCUCUAAUCUUCAAAUAAAACUUCUUUACUACUCA